AUAUGGAUAGAUACUGGUGACGGCUCGACAAGAAGAGGUGGCGCGAUGGAUCCUAACUCCUGGUCAAACUAUAACCAGAACUAUGGAAAACUAGCCCACAACAGAUAUGACAUGCCUCUCCUUGAGCAGCAGGCUCUUAACUCAGGUCUGGGUAGCCUGUCAUCCCCUCUGUCGCCAGCCCACACAGCCCUGCCCACAGCCAGGCCUCUGGCGAGCCUUACACCAAUGCCAUACAGCCACCCACUGCAUAAUAUGUCACAGUUCUUGGACACCGUAAACCCACUGCAAGCCGGCUAUGCCAGCCAGCCACCUUACAAAGGCAUGCAAGUUGGUCAGACAAGUCUUCCGAUGGACUCUUUUCUUGCAUCACGAAUGCAUCAUGAACCAGCGGUAUCAAUGUCUGUGCCAUCUUCAUGCUAUUUACCUCCAUCUUCACUCACCUCGCCAGAAAUUAAGCCCAUUUUCUCAUCAGAGCUACCAACCAGAGAUCUUUCAAACUCCUACCCCAGUAGCUUAUCUAGUCACGCUUCCUCACUGAACAGUGAGAGUGAGGGUAAAGAUUGGGGGCUGUCAAACUUUUUGCCCACUAAUUCGGCUGGGCUCGGCGAUAUUGGCUCUUACAGUCUUGGUCAUUGUGCCAGUUCGAUGUUGCGUCACGUCUCUGACCCACCAAACCACAGUGCCAGAAGAAGCAACAGUCUCCGAGAUUCCUAUUUUUCUGACUUAGCUUACAGUAAUGAUCUGCCAAGAAUGAGUUCAGUGUCACCUGUCCAACCUUACCAUGGCACAAGCACAAGUCCUUUAGCUCAGAAUCAUUCCGCCCAUGUGGCACACAUGUCACUUGAGAAUCAGAGAGUAGAUAUGAGAAGAUUACAGGAAGCAGAGGACUUGUCUUGUCUGACACGUGCUCAGCAUGGACCUAGUGAUGUGUCACCUGCACACCAGUCUCAGAUGAAAACCACCAGGUCUCAAGAUCCAUAUACGGGGAAGGUGUAUGAGGAAGCCUAUCUGGCUAAGGUUAUUGCCUCCGAACACCCUAAAUCUUGUCACAGCCCAGCUAGCAGAGAGCCCUCAAAUCCCAACCUGAAAUCUCCUCCUCAUGCUUUUGCAGACUUGUAUAAGCGUUCCCCUUCGCCCGAAAAGCACAAACCUUCUGGGAACUUAAAUUUGUAUGGCCACUAUGGUGAGGAUCUCUCUGGUAAGUGCCAUGGCACAAGUAGCAUCAGGACGACACCCUCCAGCAUGGCAGACGUGAACUAUGACCCCGUCAGUCCUGUCCCUCCAGUUACCAAGAACCAGUACAAUGAUAACUUCAGUACCAUAUCUCUUCAAGAUCUGGACUCCAUAGGCUCACAUUCUGAUAAUUUAUGCAAACAACAGACUCAGAUGCUGGAUAGCCUUUCACAAGAGAAGGGAAAGAAGAAAAAACCCAAGGAACAGUCUAAGAAAAGGCGAUCAAAGAGCAAAGGAUCGAUUCCUUCAAAUAACAGUGAUCAUGUGCAACUGUCCUCAAGAGAAGUGCCACAAAAUCAAGAGAGUCUCCAUCAACCAUCAUCAAUACCUCAGAAUUAUGUCACACAACAAUGUUCACCAGUACAUACAAAUUUUCAUUCGCAACACCACUCCCCACAUGUACAACCUCAAUCUCCACAAGUUCAAGGACAACUACGUGGUCAGGAUACAUUGUUUCAAAUGAAACGUGAAAAUCAACACUUCCAACAUACCACGACAUCACCACAAUCACAGCUCCAAAACCAAAAUUUCCAACAGACCUCACCCCAAGCGCAACACCAGAAUCAACAUUUUCAACAGACUUCACCACAAAAGCAUCAUCAGAGUCAACAUUUUCAACAGACCUCACCACAAAUGCAACACCAUAGUCAACAUUUCCAACAGACCUCACCACAAAUGCAACACCAGGGUCAACAAGUACAACAGAUGUCCCCACAAACGCAACAUCAAAACCAGUAUUUACAAAAAUCUUCACCACAAACACAACAUCAAGGCCAACAUGCGCAACAAACACCACCGCAAGUGCAACACCAAAACCAAUACUUACAACAGACCUCACCAAAAACACAGCAUCAGAAUCAACACUCACAGCAGAUAUCCCCACAAGCACCACACCAAAAUCAACACUUUCAACAGGCAUCGCCACAAGUGCAACAUAAAAACCAAUAUUUUCAACAGACACCAUCACAUUUGCAAGAGACAUUACCACACAUGCACCUUUCAAAUCAGAUUAAACAGGAGAUCUUAUCACCUGUGCGACAUCAGAACCAAAUUAAGCAGGAACAUUUUCACUACAGCCAACACCAAAACCAAUUCUUGGGACAGCCCUCAUCACAACAGACUUCACCUGAUACACCACACCAAAAUCAGCCCUUCCUGUCUUCAGAUAUUCGAUAUACCCAGAAUACCCAGAUACCUGAUGCUCAAGUUAACAAUGGAAAUGCGCAGCAUGAGUCUCUGCAUGAACAGUGGCAACAUACAAAGUACAAACAACACUCCCCGUAUAAACAACGAGAGUCCAGAUUUGAGCAACAGGAGACUCAAUAUGAGCAUCAGGAGUCCUACAUACAACACCAGUCUCAUGGUCAAGCCGGCCAUCAGUCUCAUCUAAUGCAGCAACAUGGUGAUACUGUGAAACAGGAAGUUACUCAGCAUCAUGGGUCUAUGUACUCUCAUGAAUCUGACAGUUCUCCGCUGACAUUUCCUCCGUACUGCCAGGUUAAUAACAGCCCGUUCCCGCCAGCACUAGGUUCCUCCCCCCCAGAGGGCUCUGCUCCCGACUCUUGUCACUCCACGGUGAUCCAUUCGGCACCUCCCACCAUACAGGCUGUGGCAGACUCCACCACUGUGACCAAACCGAGAAAGAGCAAAGGUAGAAAAAAGAAGCAGCAAGCACCAGUGGAGGCCAGUGAGAAUAAACAAAUCUCAAACACGCUACAGGAUAACAGACUAGCUCUUGAGGCUGCUUGCCACCCGUCCAAAUCACACGAGGGACAAACACAUCCCUGGCUAGAGCCCGCCAAAUCCCACAUGGCAGAUAUAAAGCAGGAGCUCAUGGCUCAAGAUUUACACACGACUAGUGGACUGAAUGAACCAAUCACAACAUCAGUAAUUUCCAUUAAGAAAGAAACAAAUGUCGAAAAACUGUGUGAGAACAAACAGUUCAGCAGAGAGUUAUUUGAAAGCAAACCAGUGCUAGAGCCACCAAGCUUGGGCUUAAAGUGUGAAGAUACACUGAAUCAGGAUAGGCAGAAUGGCAAUGACUUGGGGAUGACUUUUUCAGAUAGUGGUGAUUUGAGUUACAAAGACACAGAAAUGGUGACCAGUGGUUGUGAUAUGAGAGAUGGUGCAAUAAAUCAGGAAGCAGACUGUAAUUUGAGUAGGCAUCAGGCACAGAAGGCUGAGGUGAAAAAAGAGCCAGAGAAAAUCCCAGCAGUUGUCACUAGCGACCUAGAAUUUGAUGAGGACUUUCAGCAUCUUGCUCCUAGUCCAGUGAACACUGCCAAAAUUCAAAAUCUAAGUCAUAAUCGACCAAAAUUUUCAAGCUCGGGUUCUCAAGCAUUCUUGGGCUCUUUUGUUAACUUUCUGAGCGGAAAGAAAGGCGAGACCCUGUCUAGUGUAACCCAGUCCCCUGUGAAGCGUCCUCCCAUGCCUAAGUACAUCCCAGAGCCGAGAAGAGUGAAAACAGAACCUACAGUAAAUUUAUCUGAGGAGGAAAUCCAGAAAAACCCUUCUAAAGCUUCAACUUCACAAAAAGAAAAUUCCACAAGUGUGUGGAAACAUCUAAGUGAAGGUCGUAAAGGUAAGCAAAAAGCAAAAGAAGUAGAGCAAGCUUCUUCACGAAAAGGCAAGAAAUCGAAACUUUCUACUGGUGUUCCCCCUGCAGGUGGCUCAGAAGGAGACGAAUCCAGUGCACGCAUGCUGGACUCCGAUGUCCCAGAACAGACAGUACCUCUGAGAAGACAGUCGUCAAGACAGGCAUUGGAGAGACUCAGCAGCAGCAAACGGUUCUAUGCUGAGGAUGAGAGUGAAGAGGAGACAAAGAAUGAGGAGGAGCAGGAGGAUUUGGAGGAGGCCACCUACACUACAGAGGAGGAGGUUGACUAUGACUCUGACAAAGACCCUGUCUGGACACCAUUUGCUGCUGAAAAGAAACAGACCUCGGUGGUAUUGCCCUUCAGGAAACGGCGGAUCACAGGGCCUACCAUGGCCAAGAACAAAGCAAAAAGCUUUGGGCAAGCCCCAAAGGUGAAGAAGGUAAAGAAAGCUGUUAAGCCAGUCCGUCCACCCUCAGACUCUGACCAGGAUAGUGAUAGUCAGGAGGAUGAUGGGGAAGAGGAGAUUGAGCAGAGCCCCAGCCCUGAACCCCAGCGGUCCCCCUCCCCACCCUGUACAGCCACAGACACGGCCACAGUCACAGCUACAGACACAGUCACACCGACAACAGUUAAUGCUGUCACACCUGUCAAACCUAAGACACCCCCAAAAGAAUAUCAGCGUGGCACAUUUCUCAUAGAAAAAAGGGAUUUGACAAACUAUGAGAACUUCCCAGUUUGGCGAGUCAGUGAUGGAAAAAUGCUACAGAAGUAUGAGCUAAUAGUAGAGAAGGGGGAGGUGAAACAUAAGUCAACAUUUACGUAUUCGAGCUGGACUCCGUGGAUGCAUGACCAGUUUCAGCCCGUGAAAGUGAACAUGAUUUUACGAGACAAGCGGCAUGAGAUUGUGAAGGUGGAUGAAAACGACCGGCCCAAACCUCCCACAGAUGGAAGUUUGGAGAGACGCUAUGAGGAUGAUCCUAUGGUUGAAAGUUUUAAUGUGUUUUUACAAAUCUUACUGAGUCAGGCACUAGAACCUGGCUUUCUCAAGGCCAUACAUGUCUCAGAAGAUGAUUUUUAUUUAGGACAUAUGAAUAAAGUCGAUCAAAUGAUUCAAGCCAGAAUAUCCAAAAUUCAGAAGAAAGUCAAAUGGAACAAGAGUUUUAAGGAGGCUGUAAAGAACAGACCUCAUGUCCGUGAAUUAGACCGCCCUAACCUCAAGCAGAAUUGUCAGGCAUGUAGAGACAUUCAUCAGUCAGCCAUCAAGUCUGUGCAUCUGUUUGGAGACCCGUAUGAUAGUGAGGAUUUGUCUGAACAACCAAAUACUACCACAUCCUCUUCGGAGGAAUUCUUGAUUGGGAAGACGGCCACGACAUACUUGAUGACAUAUCAUAGUCUUGUGCAUUACAAAUAUAACUUAUACAAAAGAUGUGUGGCUAAGGUGAACCUGGUGAAAGAGAGUGAAGAGACAGAAGACAAUGCUAGUGUACUGGAUGCCUGUUUACACAACCGUGCCUGGGUGCUAAAGCUGUUUGAAGACCUGAAAAAACUGUUGGAGAAGCCAUAGCAGCAACACCAAAAAUUAAGUGAUGAACGCAAUCCAGUGUAAAAGUUUUGGCCAAAGAGAAAAUGGUUGUUUGGCAAAGAGGAGUGGGAAUUUGGCGGGUGUGGUGUAAUAUUUUAAUGCUGGCCUAAAAGGGAAGAAGCAAUCACGUUUUAGAAAACUUGACAUUUUUGGACUUGAAUCCAAUCUCUUGAGAACUGUUGUACUUUAUCCAAAGCAUGUGUUUUCGUCAUUUUCAUGUUCUGUUCUUCAUGAACUUAAGAAAGAGAUUUUUGAUUUUGUUUUGUACUUCUCUGUUAACAGCAUGUACUGCUGGUGUUUGUUGGUUAGAUCACACUGUUGUUUUAUUCUUUUAUAAUAAGAAGAAAGAAAAUUUAUGCCUAUUUAGAAGUCACUGUGUCAACUGUUCCUAAUCAGUUCCUAAUUUGGGUUUUUGGGGGAGGAUGUUUUUUCAACAUAUUUUUUUAAUUUUUUUUAUUGCAAUAUUUUGAGGUCCAAGGCUGCAUUAGUCUGUUUUGUGCUCUCCCAUUGUUUUGUAGUCUCCUUUUGAGCUCUACCAUUUUUAUGAAGUUACAAACACAAUCUGUUUCAUGUUCUAAUGAAAAUGUCUCUUACUGUUCAAAUCAGUACUCUUCUAAAGGAAAAUUUAUAGGAAAUUAUAACCUAAAACAUGUGAUAAUUGUUCAUUAAAUAAUUGAUUUACAUGAAAUUCUCACUCUUGUUGAAUUCUUGUACUUUAGUGUACUUUAGUGCAUUGCGUACCCAUAGUUGCAUAUUAUUUGGGAGUAUAUGGAAAAUAUGGAAAAUUUUGUUCAUUUAAUAAGUUGAAAGAUGUAUACUUAUGGCAAAAUUCAGUGCUGAUAAUAAUGUCCGCUGGAUGAAAUUUUCUUAAACCAUUAUGAUCAGAAUAUAUGUAGAUGUUAUGAAGUCUGCUGUCCUUCAUUGUUGUCAGCAGCUUAGAUACAUUAUGAAAUGUGGUUAAACAGGAUGUCACUUGUACUGUUUUAUCAAGUUUAUCAAGCCUAUUAUUUGUAGUCUGAUAGAGAUGCACAUAAAGCAGGUGUAUGGGAACACGUGAUUGUAAACAAGUCAUGAUGACAGGGACAGGUCAUUCAACUGCAGUCAUUUUCUGUUGGGCAUUUUUGUCCAACUCAUUAAGUGUGAUCUUUAAGACGUUAGUGAUCCUAUAUAUUUUCAUGUAUUAAGAAAUAUGCAUGAUCUGAUCUCAAGGCAUAUCUGAGAGUGUUGAUUUGAUGGUAAAUAAAUAAUGUUACUGUUAUAAUCAAAAGUCUGAAUGUUGUGCAUGUAUGAAUGUUAUUGACUUCUUACCACUGAUUACAGAUUUCAACCUCAAUCAAAAAUAGAAAAUUGAUUAUAAUCUGUAUUGGCUAAGUUUAAAUGUAUCUAAUUUUGACGGAACAUUUUUAGUAUUACAUAUAUUAGUGAAGGCCUGUGAGUUAAAAGCUGCUAUAAUUAAAGCAUAAUAUUUUGGCUUUGUGUUUAUAAGGCUAUGUUCAGUUAAGAAAUCUGCCAUGAUGACUUAAAACAAGAUUUAAAAUUUUAUGGAGGCUGCAAGACUAUGCUUGAUUAGACAAUGAAAGUACAUGUGUACUUUUCUAAUUUUGUUGAUGAUCAGAGUUGUUUCAGAAUGACGCUGCACAUUUGAGGUCUUUCACAUGAGUGUAAUUGGAAUAAUCAGGCACGUAGAGUAUUGUCCGUUUGAGGUGAUGUUGACUUUUUUUGUACGUCUUGGAUUUACCAUCCAUGGAAAUGAAUGUGAGAAGUUGUAUAUAAAAUAAUGAAAACUAA
Molecule: messenger RNA, 7200 nt
Organism: Liolophura sinensis
Lineage: Eukaryota; Metazoa; Mollusca; Polyplacophora; Chitonida; Chitonidae
Product: glutamine and serine-rich protein 1-like
Exons: 15
Coding region: 46-5394 (1782 amino acids)
Cellular component (GO): nucleus
Source: RefSeq, a predicted model, not a curated record